Molecule: messenger RNA, 2175 nt
Organism: Xyrauchen texanus (razorback sucker)
Lineage: Eukaryota; Metazoa; Chordata; Actinopteri; Cypriniformes; Catostomidae
Product: protein lifeguard 2-like
Exons: 12
Coding region: 146-988 (280 amino acids)
Biological process (GO): negative regulation of apoptotic signaling pathway
Cellular component (GO): Golgi apparatus; membrane; endoplasmic reticulum
Source: RefSeq, a predicted model, not a curated record
UUUAAGAAGCAGAAAUAGGCAGCAUCAUCUUCACAGUCUGCGUAGAGCUUCCCAGACAGGUGCAGAGAGACUAAACACAAAGGAACAUCUUGACUGACAAAAAGGAGUUUUCUUAGUAAACCAAAUUAAAUUCUAAACUGUUACAAUGACCCAGGGAAAGGUUCCAGUAACAAACAAGUCGAACAAUGGCUUAGAUGUCCAGACAAUGCCCCCAGCUCCUCCAAGUUAUGCGGAGGCGAUUGCUGAUGAUGGAAGUCCAUGUUAUAGUGGAGCCUACACUGGUGAUGGUGAGAUGCUCACAGAGUUCAGCUGGGAUGACCAAAACAUCAGGAGGAUAUUCAUCCGCAAGGUGUACAGCAUCCUGAUGCUCCAGCUCACUGUAACAGCUGCCUUUGUGGCCAUUUUUGUUUUCUGUGAACCAGUGAAAAAUUACAUCCAAGCCAACCCUGGCUGGUACUGGGCAUCAUAUAUCGUGUUUUUUGUAACAUAUCUGACCCUGUCCUGCUGCCGUGGACCUCGGAGGCAGUUUCCAUGGAACCUGAUUCUGCUCAUAAUCUUUACUCUGUCUCUUUCCUACAUGACAGGGAUGAUGUCCAGCUACUACAAUACAACAUCUGUAAUCAUCUGUCUGGGUAUUACUGCCUUAGUGUGUCUUGCUAUAACCAUCCUUAGCUUUCUAACCAAGAUCGAUAUUACUUCAUGUCGAGGUGUGCUAUUAGUUUUCUGCACAGCUAUGUUGUUUUGUGGGAUUGUCCUGGCAUUCAUCCUUCCCUUUGGAUAUGUUCCAUGGUUGCAGGUUGUUUAUGCUGCCUUGGGAGCAAUACUGUUCUGCAUGUUCUUGGCUUUUGACACACAGAUGCUGAUGGGUAGCAAGCGAUACACCAUAAGUCCAGAGGAAUACAUCUUUGCCACCCUCAGCAUAUACCUGGACAUUGUUUAUAUUUUCUCCUUCUUUCUCCAGUUAUUUGGAACUUCUAAUCGGGAUUGAAUGUGCUUUUAAACCUGAAGUUGUUACAGCUCUCUUGAUGUGCACAGGCUCCUGACUUUCUAUUGUCUCCCUGCUCUGUGUGAUCCUGUCCUCUGCAGCAUGAUGUGAUCUCCAGUUCAAGCUGCUGUGUAUCAAGCUCCUCACCUCAGCCUUUUCCUGCUACAAUGUGCCACACAUUUAUCCUGUAGUGUGAUAGAGGUCUUCCAUUUCAAAUGCAAACGUAAGUGCAUUGGUAAAGCUGACAACAUACAUCUAGUUGUACAAAUGUUGUCAGAAAAAAAAAAAAUAUGAAAUACACAGGUGUCGACAUCUGUAAACUUCAGUGCAUAUUAAAUGUUUAACAUACACUAUGCGUACACAAGUUUUUUAUGUUUUGAAUGGACAAAACCAUUAGUAGUGAAAGUGCAUUAUGCUUUUGCAUGAAAGUGAACAAUUUUGCCAGAUACGUUUGUUGACAUAGAUCAAGAGUUGAAAAUGUUAAGUAGAAAUCAUCGAUCUGUUUAGAUAUCACUGCAUGAGGACAUUUUAUCAUUUUAAACAUUUGAAAAAACCAUACGUAGAAACUACAGUAGAUAUUGUACUGAGUAUUUCAUGAGGUCAAUAGCUGGCUGACUGGCUGGAUUUGAGGAGUGCAUGUAUAAAUCAAAUUAACAUUGAGAUUAUCCAAGUUGCAGUUUCUUUGGUAAUCAAUGUUUCUAUUUGAAUUCUAUUUGAAUUUACCAUAAAAAAUGUCAUUGCAGUAAUUUUCACUGCCAUUUCAUAGUCAUUGAUUUAAUUGUGAUACGCUUCAUUGAACAUUAUUUAUUUAGCUCAUUUUUCAUUCCUGAGAGAAUAAAUGUAUCAUCUAUUUUUGAAGAAAAGGCAAAUAAUUUUUUUUAAGAAAAUGGUUUGUAAAUUAUUUUUUAAGUGUACAUAGUUGCACAAUGUUUAAUAAAAUAGUAUGAAACCAUUCUAACUGGAAUUAAUCAGAAUGCAGUAGGCAUAUUACAUAAUUAUUUGUGGCUUUUAUCAUGGUAACAGUAGAGUUUUGAUUGUCUUAAACAGUUUAAUAAAGUGGAAUAAUGAAAAUGUAUUUUUCACUUGUAAAUUGCAAAAUCAUCAAAAAUGGCUUUGUUAGGUUACUUUUUAGCUACUAAAGCAAAUUAAUGUGAACAUUCUUGCAUUUCCUCUGAAACAAAUAAAUAAAU